This is a messenger RNA of Pelobates cultripes (western spadefoot toad), 27009 nucleotides long. The record is from the annotation of a GenBank genome assembly. NCBI's taxonomy places the organism in Eukaryota, Metazoa, Chordata, Amphibia, Anura, Pelobatidae.
CUGGUUGCAAUGGUUCCACAUACAGGAUAGCUUCGUGCAACAUGUCCCCUUAUUCAUAAAGCGGGUUAUGUUGGGCGGUGAGGCUCAUCUAUGAUCUGUAACUUGUGUUUCAAGCCUGUGCGUGCACCGACUGUCUGUAAAUAAAGCUGUGAACACUCGAGAUGGCGGUGCCCAUGCUGUCUUAAAGGUAAAUGUGUAAAGGGAGGGGGUGGCAUUAGGUUAUAGUAGGGGUAGGAUUAUGGAUGUAAGAGCAUUAUGGGAGAUGUAGUCUAAAACAUGUGGAGUGACAAAGGGUGGCUAGUCUGGGGUUAUUGUUACCCCUUGCCAGAAUUCCAUACAGUGACAUUGACUUUGACAUGAACUUUACUUGACUUUUUUUUUUCAGUUUAGCUUAAGAAAAUCUAGAGAGAAAAUCUGUCAAAAUAUUCAUUAAAAUGUGAAUUAUCAAAGGAGUAUAUUAGUAAACCCUGAAUUGUAUAGAAAUUAAUAAACUCCUAUAGACAUUUUGGGUUGUUGUUGUUGUUGUUUUCAUUGGCUAGACACCAAAUUCUGGCUCUAAGUACCCUGGAAGGAUGUUUUAGAUUAAUAAAAGAUGACAAUAUUUUUUUAAUUAAACGUCUGCCAUUUAUAAACAGUAGUCAGGAGUGAGUGUCAAUUCAAAUGUGUGUUUUGGUUGUUUUUAUUUUUUUUUUAUUUUUUUUUUGUAGGUUAUGAAGGUUAACAAAAACCUAUAACAUUUGGGGGGGGAAAAAAUACAUUCCAUCACCAGGAUGUCGCAAAUCAAGUCACCUGAAAAGAAAAGGCCUCGCAAAAGUUUAUCCCUAUCAAAAAAUAGAACUAGCGACAGUCCUAAAAGCAAAACUUCAAAGUCUUCCACGAUCGAAGCACUUUUUAAAAAUGCUCCCCCUGCAAAACUCUCUUGCCCUCUGUGCAAGGAAUUGGUACCUCGGUUUGGGAUUAGCAGACACAUGGAUGAGUCAUGCCCAAAAGCAAACAAUGAUGAAAACGAUGUGAUCCUUAUUGAGGAUGAUGACUGUGUUAAAUCAAAUGUGCCAAGAUCACAACUGCAAGAAGACAAUACCAGUAAAGCAACAACAACGACUGACAUGACUGUGAGCCCAUCUGCAAAACUAGAUAAAAAUGAAAAGCAAAUCAGCCCAUAUUUUAAUAAAAAUAGACCUAUUUCUAACAUUCCUAAUGAAUUGCCAAUUUUAAAAUCUGCAGCUUCCAGAAGCCUUUCUUCCAGACUUACCAGAAAAUACCAAACACGUAGAGUAAAAAGAGACUUAAGCAAAGAUGUGAAUCCUCCGGUUCCAGUAGAAGACACAGGACAUACUGAGGGUUCCACACAAGAUACAAGUGAUGUAAAAAAAUCUACUCUGCAUACAGAAACUAUUCUUAAAAUUGAAGAAAAUAGACCAGAACAAAUUAUUGAUAAUAUUUACCAAAGUAUUGAUUGCUGUUCUAAUUCAUCUGAAUGUAUUGAUAAUGUUAAGUCUGCCAAAGAACUACACAGUGCCAAGUUAGAAGAAUGUACUUUCCUGGGAGCCAACCAUGGUAAAAUUUCUGAACAUGGUAAUUUAUGUGGAGACUCUACUGAAUUGUGCAAGCAGUAUGACAAGAAAGCAAGCAUGUUUUCUACUGAGGACAAGAGUCCAAUUCAUCCUCUGGUAGACUCCAAUGUUUUAGAUGAAUUUUCAAAACCAUUUUAUGAUGAAGACUACCAAAAUAAAGGAGAGAAUAUAGAAAAUGAUACAGAAAGCAGUAUGCAGGAAUCUACAAAUGAAGAUUCUAGACACCCGUACUAUCUACGGAACUUCCUUAUGGUCCUCAACACAAUCAUGGAAUGUGACGAUGAUAUGAGUCUUUUUAAUGAAGAAGACUGUAACACUUUGACAUCAUUCUUUAAGCUUUCAGGUAACUGUCUUGUGGUUCUUUUUACUAAGAAUAUCAUUUAAAAACAUUAUUGCAAAGCAAGAUAAAACAUGCUUUAAUGCAGGGCUUGAGAAAUUUGUUUUAAAUCUAGGAGCCAGCUAAAAAAAAAGGUUAAGAGCCAGUUUAACCCCUUAAGGACCAAACUUCUGAAAUAAAAGGGAAUCAUGACAUGUCAGGCAUGUCAUGUGUCCUUAAGGGGUUAAAAAAAUAGCUAAAUUUAAUUUACAAUGAGAAAUAUGCAAUUCUUAAAGGAACACUAUAGUCACCAGAACCACUACAGAUGCAUUGGCUUAGCUGAGUUCAUAAAGAUUGAUGAUCUCAGACAUGGAGGUGGGACAAGCCAUGGCAAGUCAGGCACAAAGUGGGGAAAAAAGGUGACUAAAAACACCUCUCAUAUAAUCGGAGAGGGUCAGGUACCUAACAGACACACACUCUCUGAUGGACACAGACAGACUCUCUGACACACUGUGACAGGCACACACAAACAAUGACACACAGAGACAUACACACACUGUGACAGAGGCAUACACACACUGACCGAGACACACAUUUUCUCACACACUCACAAAUUUACAUACAUUUUUAAUUUUAAUCCACCAAUCCUCCAUACCUUUUGGGAGAGCUGAGUGGAUCUUUCUGUGAGGUCCUGUGGGCUUGCUCUCUUUUCCUGCAUGCGAGGGACUGGUAAUCUACCUGCAGCUCCUCUCUGCUCCCUGUAGUGAUGCCGAUGCCGGAACGACGUCAUAUUCCGGCUUCCGACAUCACUGUACAGUGUUAGUGAGAAGUGGAGCUGCAGGAAGAUCACUGUUCCCUCGCGUGCUGCUUCAGCUGACGACCUUAAAGCUCCCCAGGGCGGGCAGCCAUCCAUCUAUAAUGCUCCCUGAGCUUUCCAUGCUCCCCAAGGCGGGUGGGCUGCUCCAUUGUUUGCUCAGCCAGCCGCUUUAGCUAAAGGACUGACAAAACCCAGGCGCCAUGGUGAAAUUUCUAGUUGCCAUGACGACCUGGCGACUGGGAUUUGUUGAGCACUGCUUUAAUGUGACUUUAAUAAGGGGAAGUGUCAGAAUGAGGCAAAGGUAUAUGGUUUUCUUUAGAAUGCGUGCAUAAAUAUAUAGAUGCUUUUAUAAUAUGAAAUGUGUGCGGGACAUUUUCACUAAUAUUACUUUUUUUUUUUUGUAUAUUUGAACAUAACUGAAACUUUAAGCUGGUAGUCAGAAGUUGUAUGUACGACUCUUUCAACGUAAACUAAAAUGGAUAAAGGUUAAAAAGAUUGAGUAUACGGAGAUUGGAUCAGACCUUGUUCCAUUCAUUGAAGAACUUGUCCAAAACAGAUUCCUGCAAUCAGGUAUUUUUCAGAAAUCUGCUAUAUUUUUUUUAUUAUUCAGAUUAGUAUAAACUGGAACAGAAAUUGUUUUAUAUUGCAGCAUUUUUAAAUUUUUGUUUAGAAGAGAAACUUGGACUUCUUGUUGGAAGAUGAAAUAAAAUAUUAAUUUUGCCUUGGUGCCAACCUGUUACUUGUGUAUUUUUCAGGUUGAUUCAUAAGAUUCAGCAUGUCAUAACAUUGUUAACUAUGACAGAGCUCCUGUACUCCGACUGAGUACCUCUACCAGGCUAGCUUCCUCCCUGCUACCAGGGGACUCUGGAGCGCUACAGAUCCAGUUGACGAGGCUUGACUAGGGUCUCUGAAGACCUCAUAAACCAGACCUAAUUGCAGCAGUUAUAGCUCUCUUUCCUCUGGACCUUCUCUUCUGCAGUUAUUAUAGUUUUUCUCACACAUAUUCCUCAAGACUGAAUGUAGGGAUAGAAUGAUCUUUAUUGCAUGCAACACAUCUAUUUUACAGAGAAAUAUUAAUUCUAUCUGCAGAGGGUCCUCCAUACAAUGCUAUGCACAGUACAAUAGUCCCUCCCUGACACCACUCUGUAUGGGGAUUUAAGGAGGUGAUUGGCUGUGGUUCCAAACAGCUGGAUAGAUCCUAUAAGCAGCUUGCAAAAUCUACAGACCUUGUCUGCAGCCUUUGCUAGUCCUCCCUUUCUAACCCCAUCCACACUUUCUGCGACUAUCCAAUCACAGACUUCCGAAUGCCGCUCAAUGAGAUGGCUUUGCAAAUCAGGUGUUCUGAACAAUUGCUGCCCCUUGAGUUUAGCUCCAUUGAGAUAAACACAAGUAAAAGGACCGGCUGUCUGACAGCCAGGGGGUUGUAACAAGGUUAAUUAAAAAAAAAUAAAAAAAAAAGUCACAAUCUAUUGAAAUCUGCACUUUUUGUAAAAUAGAAAGGCACACUCUUUACACAUAAAGCAUUUCAGCAAACCCAGAUACAUUAGGUGUUUGUUGUGUUCAUUUAAUAUUUUAUUCAGUGGUGCAAUUUCUAGGAAACUGGUAAUAUCUCCAAAGUGAUUAGUUCAAAAUUGGACAAAUAUACACACAUUCAGGCCAAAAUGCAUGAAAGGGCUGUUGGAGCCUUAUAGCCUUGAGCAUUAUAAAUAACAAUAGUAUGAGAGAGCACUCACUUAUAAUUUUCUUAAGGGUGCAAUGGUGCCUUCCCGGAUAAGUUUCAAAGGAUAAACAAAAAAGAUAUCUAGCAUUCUUUAUUGUGAAAAAAUGAUGUCCCUUUAUUGGCAAUACAUCAAUGUUUCGAUUGUGUGUCUUUAUCAAGCAUUUCUUGAUAAAGACACGGUCAAAACUUUGCUGUACUGCCAAUAAAGGGACAUCUUUUUUUGUUUGUUUAUUUUUUAAAUUGUGCAUUAUGAGUUGCAUUGUAUGGAUAAGAAGACAUGUUCCUUAUUCCAUUGAUAUUUCUUUGCAGACUCAGAAUUGCAAGAGCUAUCCGAAGCUCUGGACCUUCUCCCAGCACCAGAACUGAAGACCUUGGCGAAGGGAUUUCACUUGGCUAAUGCUACUGCUCAAAAACAUCAGCUGGUAGAUGAGUUCCUGCGUUUGUCUCGGCAGCGUUCGCUUUUCAACAUGGGAAAGAACCAGCUUGGCAUUGCUGCUGUCAUCCUUAAAAAGUAACCCUUCACCUCUUUAUUUGUGUUAUUUAGGAUGUGAGCACAACAGAACUAUUUUACCAGACAUUUAUGAGUGUAACCAAUGAACAUGAUAUUGUGGUGAAUUUAAAACCCAAUAUUAAAUUUAGGCUAAAUUGCCCAAAUUGGAAUACAUUUCUAACUCUAUAGUUACAGUUUUGCAGUGUUAAUCAGAAUUUCCUUUUCAAUUCACUGCAAUUUGGUGAAAAACUGCCACAGUUUUAAAGGAAUGAUUCAAGAACCUCAACCAUUAUAUCACUCGGUAGUGGUUAUGGUACCAGGAUGUGUCCUGGAACCAACCCCCCCUUUGUAAGUAGUCAAAUUAAUUUAGAACAGUUUGCCUUCUUACCUGGGGUCUGGCAUACGCUGCUCCUUGCUCCAAUGCAGCCUUCAGACAAGCUAGAAGCUCACUGCCCAACUAAGCUCUAUAUACUGCAUGAAGUGUCCCUGCACUGCAAGACUUGGCUCAGGAGAGCUAACUGCUUCUCCUAUUCAGUACCUUCAAUUCUGCUUGAAGCUGAGAGGAGGUUGUGAGUGAAACCAGGUAAUAAGUCAAACCAUUCUAAACCGGUUUGACUUUUUACAAUGGGGCUGGGGCUAAAACUGCUACUGUGCACUGUAGUGGUUAUGGUAAUUGGAGUUUUCCUUUAACCCCUUAAGGACCAAACUUCUGGAAUAAAAGGGAAACAUGACAUGUCACACAUGUCAUGUGUCCUUAAAGGGUUAAAGGCACAGUACUUUUUCUAGUAUUGCUAGAGUUAGUUGUAUCUUCUAUGUAAUAAUUAAAGGACGACUAUAGGCACCCAGACCACUUCAGCUUAAUGAAGUGGUCUGGGUGCCAGGUCCAGCUAGGUUUAACCCUUUUUUCUAUAAACAUAGCAGUUUCAGAGAAACUGCUAUGUUUAUAAUAGGGUUAAUCCAGCCUCUAGUGGCUGUCUCAUUGACAGCCACUAGAGGCACUUAAGCGCUUCUCACUGUGAUUUUCACAGUGAGAAGACGCCAGCGUCCAUAGGAAAGCAUUGUGAAUGCUUUCCUAUGGACUGGCUGAAUGCACGCGCGGCUCAUGCCGUGCAUGCACAUUCAGCGGAGGAGAGGAGGAGGAGAGUCCCCUGCCUGGCGCUGGAGAAAGAGGUCAAUUUAACCCCUUCCUCAGCCUAUAGCCCGGCGGGAGUAUGUUUUCCUUGCACUAUAGUGGUCCUUUAAAGUUAGAUUGUUACUCCUAAUGUUUUGCAAUUUUGAAGAUAUCCAUAUUUACAAAGUUAUUAUGACUCACAGGAAUGCUACUGCACAAAUCUGCUCUGUUUAGCAGAUAUAUGCUCGUUGAGUUGAUCAUUGUGGAAGAAAUAAGUGUUACAACUAACCUUGUUUCUUUUAUGUUAAUCAGAUCUUGUUUCUGUUAGGCCUUUAGCAUUUAGUAUGUAUUUGACAUAUGUUGGAUCUUCUUGAAAUGUAGGUGUAAGCAGCUUAUUGGACGUGCAGUACGUGUGUGCAGAGAGCCCAGGGCUGUGUUCUCACGUGUUCUUCUCCUUUUCUCAUUGACUGAUUCAAUGGAAGUAGAGGAGGCUGCUGGUGGAGGACAAACUCAGCUCUCUACAGUGCUCAUGGUUAACAUGGGGCGAGUGAUAUUUCCACCAUACACUGUCAGUAAGACCACCAGCAUCUUUCAGGAUCGAGAAGACCUAAUGAGGUAAUUAUGGUAUUAUUUAAAGUAUCAAUGUAUACCACACGGUUUCAAUAUCAAACGAAAGUCUUGUUUUCAUUUAGAUAUGAGUCUGCAAUGCAUAAGCUGGUGGAGCUUGUUGUUACCAUGACUAAUGGCAAUUGGAAAGAAGCACAUCUGCUUUAUCAGAAUGCUGUUAAGGACUGGGAUGAGCUGAAGAGUGAUGUGGUGCUAAGGUAUGUAUUCUAAAACAAUAGGCAGAACUACCAGCUGAUGUCUGAUACCUGACUGUCUUUACAUUUACACUAUCUCCCUAUUAACCUUGCAUGUGCCAUGUUUUUCUUUGGAACAUAAAAUAUGAUAUGAAGAUCUUUUAUUUCCAGUGAUUUUAGCAUUGUUAAUUUCUGAGGUAUGUAGUUGUCAUUUGAAAGUUAAAAAGAAUAAUGUAAGUACCAAAACAACUUUAGUUUAAUGAAGCAGUUUUGGUUUGUUACUGCUGAGGUCUGCCAUUUAGGAAUAAAUCAUAUUGUUUAUGUAAACUCAGCCACACCUCCGCGGCCUGUGGCUUACUAAUAAAAAUAUCACAUUUUUACAGCACAGUCUUCACUUUAGAAGUUACUAAGUCUUGCUCUCCUAUUUGAACUUUAGCCACACACACAAAGCUGUUGAACGGGCAAAUAACAGAUCAGGGGAUGGCAACCUUUUGACUCACACAAGCCUUUCUCAGGCCACUCAUGUAAGUCGAAACAUUGCCAUUACACUGUAACAAAGUCUGCAUUUUGGAGAUCCUGUUAUGUUCAUUUGGUACAUUUGCAACCUUGUGAUAUGAGAGUGAAUUGUAAAAUUGAUUUACUAGCCAUCUUUAGUUUUUUAGUAGAGUAUUGCGUAGGUAGGUAAAAGGGACUCUGCAAAUUGAAGCUAUCUCUCCCUUCUUAAAUAAAAUGUAAAUAUAAUUAAAAAGAUUCAUAGGAUUGUCCAUUGUUCACAGCAUAGCCUGAGUUACCCUUUAGAGAUCAAUAGUCUAUCACAUCACAGAAUCCAGUGUAAUAAAGCAACCUCCUUCUGUUUGUUUAAUGUGUAUGUGUAUAUAUAUGUAUGUGUGUGUGUGUGUGUGUGUGUGUGUGUAUAUAUAUAUAUAUAUAUAUAUAUAUAUAUAUAUAUAUAUAUAUAUAUAUAUAUAUAUAUAUAUAUAUAUAUUCUCUCUUUCAUUGUCUCUCUUUCAUUCUCUCUCUCUCUCUCUCUCUGUGUGAGAGUAAUCCUGAUUCUGUAAGAGAUUAUAGAUAUGUAUAUUCUUUAGGCACCAUGAAUCACUGCCUGUAUACCUGCGCUCCUUUACUUUUGGUUGGGUGUAUACCAGAAUUCGUUCAAGAGGAGUAGAGAUCCUACAGAGGCUACACUUGUAUUCGGUAUGGUUAAAUUGGUUUAGAUAUUAGUGUAAUUAUCUCUGCUGUGCAUCAUCAUUCACAACUACAUGAAUAUCUAUAAUUGAAAAGUCUGAAUAUUUUUUAUAUCUUGCCAGUGUCCAGUAAUCUGGAUGUAUAAGUACUGUUCAGUUUAAUGUAUAGCUACCCUUUUUAAAUCGUGGGUAGAUUAUAUUAUGGUUACAGCACGAGGAGAGUUAGUGCCAAGAUCUUCUGCAAACAAAAAAUAACCAGAACAAGCGUAACAAGAAAAUGUAAUGAAGGACACAAAACAAACGUUUCUGCAGAACUUUUGUCAAUGUUUAACCCCUUAAGGACACAUGACAUGUGUGACAUGUCAUGAUUCCCUUUUAUUCCAGAAGUUUGGUCCUUAAGAGGUUAAUGACUUUCAACGUUUGUUUUCUGGGUCCUUUGAGGUGCAUCAAAUUAUUCUUGUUAAGUUUGUUCUGUUUGUUUAUCUUCUAGGAGCCAUAGUGGUUUGUGAAUUCGCUGAACAGAAGUAAAUAUAAAAAAAAUUUAAAUUACUUUUCAGGGUUUUUUUGUUUGUUUUUUAUGUACUGCUGUAUCUUUUUUUUUUUUUCUUUUUUUUAAGCUGUAUCUGCAAUAUCUAUAUUUAAAAACUUUUUGUAACAGUGGCUUUGCAUUACAUUGACUCUUAUAAAUCAGAUUCUAAAUAGUAAGUUAUCAGGUUCAAUAUAAACAUAAUGUAACAGGAUACUGAGAUAGGUAUAACUUUAACUAAAUCUGUUCCAGAAGAGUGGGCCUAAAAAUCCUGUAAAGUAAGAAUGCUUUUAUAAAUAGAAAUGUUAAUAGUUGAUUGUGGUGGACCACUUGCAUUUAACUGGAGUAUCGCCACCAGGCAAUCCCUUUAUCCACCGAGUAUGAUCCAGUGUGAUUAUAGCCAUUAUUCCAAUCAUCAGCCGAGGCUUGAUGCAGGGCACCACACAAACACGUUAUUGGGUGACAGUGGUAUUUUGAUACUACAGUCCCCAAUGGGGUCAUUGAAGAACACCAUAUAUUUCAAUACAUUGUGUCUGAGAAAUAGCUUGAUCAUCCAAGAUAACUUUUUUAACGGCCCGACACUAGGGUGCCUAAAAACCAUGUCCCACAAAAACAUACAUUUAUUUUUCAGCUUAACGGAUGCUCUCUCUCCAAGGUAGUAUUGAGUUCAAAAAGCACCUUGAUCGGAGAUGUCCAGCUGGAGUAAUCUGAAGAGAAAAUUUUACGGGCUGUGAGCUUCCAGGAAGCUGGGUGGAAAGUCCCGUUCUUAGAUGUCGACUGCUGGCAGGUCCCAUAUCGGAAGCUCCCUUCCAUCUUGGGUAUCGUUGGGUACCUGGCCAUCUCCCCGAUAAUGCUUCCAAAUUUCUCCCUGUUUGGAGGUACUGGAGCUGAGAGCUACAUUGAUGAAGUCUCGGAAUCCGAUCUACAGUCCCUUGAGAUUUUCAAGUAACUCCUGGUCAGUCGUGCUGUUCCUCUAAGAGCCUCCUGUUAGUCCCUGAGUCUAGCCGAGAGGCAUUGCAUGGAAGGGGAUAACCAAGUCAUAUACAGCUAUUUCAGGGGAAGGUGGUGGCUGGAAGUCCUGCAUCAGUCCAUAGUGACCGGGUGCUCCGUCACGUUUAUUUUUAUAAUUUAACAAAAUGCAAUGUUAGUAAACAGAACAUAGAGCAAAGGGUGGUCACACUAAAUCAAAUCAAUAUUUUGUGUGACCUCCCUUUGCCUUGAAAACAUCAAUUCUUCUUUAACGUAAUCAUUGUUUUUCAACAUACAUAUUAAGUGAUCAUUAGCAUCUUUUUUGGUACAAUUGUUUAUUCAUGUAUCUGAUUAUAUAUCUACACAAUCCAUGCAUUUGUUAAAGUAUACCUAAAAUAAUUGAUGCUCUUUUGAAAGCAAAAUUUGGUCACACCAAAUAUUUGCUUUAGAAUUUUUCUUCGGUACACUCUCCUUCCAUUUUGUUAAUUGAUUGAAAUAAACUAUUAACAUGUAUAUUUUUUUGAAAACAUUCUUACUUUUCGGUAUUUAAUACCUGCCUGAAACAUUUGCACAGUAUUGUAAACUCUGAAGAUUUAAUCUUAAUAUGUUGGAGGAGUGAUGUACUAAUACAUUUUUAUGUUCCUAUAGGAAGCUGUGGAUUUGCUGCAAACUCUCUUGUCUCAGCAUGUAUACUGCCCUGACAGCAGAGGUCGCUGGUGGGAUCGACUGGUCCUCAAUCUGCACCAGCAUUUGAAGUGCACAGAGAAGGUAACAUGCUUUGUUAUCAUGUAUAACAUAAUUGUUGCACUUUGGUCUUAAAAGACAGCAAUAUAUUGCAGCCCUUUCUCAGGAAAAAAAGAACACUGAAAUUCCCACAAGCACUUGCUGUGCCCAUUAAAUUUAGAAGUGCUAUAAAAAGAUAAGUGAGCAACAUGUUUGGUUGACUCACUUCCUGCCAAGGGAUUCUUGGUACCCUGAUUACAUCAAUUAGUAAUAAGUUCUUGUUAAUCACAUAUUUUAAAUCGCCGCACUUCUUCAGCAAUGUAAAUUUCAUAAAUACUGUAUAACUGUAAAUGUCUUCUAUCAAUUUUUUUUUUUAGGCUAUUGGCUUCAUCAUGGAAGGCUUGUCAGAUCCUUAUGUGCGGACAGGUCACAAACUUUCUCUUUACCAACGAGCUGUCCGAAUGAGAGAAUCUCCAAGCUGCAAAAAGUUCCGCCACAUGUUUUCUGAUCUACUAACGCUUGAAGUAGAUGAUGUCCCUCAUGUGAGUUCAACGUAAUCAUGUUUAUAUUUUUUUUUUUAGUAUGCAUAUAAGUAUGUUAGUGUUUGUGUUUUCAGUAGAUAUCUUAUAAUCUGUUGACCGGUAAAGCAUCAGUUUUAGUACUGAAUCAUUAUUAAAGUUAAAACUUCAUGCACCAUAACCACUACAGCGAGUUGGUGCCAGGAGUGCCCUGGUGCUCCCUCAUUGUAAGUAGUUAAACCGUUUUAUUACGGUUUGACUUCUUACCCGGGUCUGCUGGGUGCCGCGUCUUGCCUCCAUUCCAACUUGGUAAGAGCUUUGAAGGGACACUAUAGUCAAUAGAACAACUACAGCUUAUUGUAUUUGUUCUGAUGAGUAGAAUCAUUCCUUUCAGGCUUUUUUGUCUUUUCAUAGAAAAUGCAGUGUUAACAUUACAGCCUAGGGAUAACUCCACUGGCCACUCCUCAGAUGGCUGCUAGAGAUGCUUUCUGGGGUAGUGCUGCAUAGUGGGCAGUACUACCAUUCAGUGUCUCCACCCUCUUCAUGGAGACACUGAACUUUCCUCAUAGAAAUGCAUUGAUUCAAUGCAUCUCCAUGAGGAGAUGCUGAUUGGCCAGGACUGUUUGACUUGUGCUGACUCUGCCCUGAUCUGCCUCCUUGACAGUCUUAGCCAAUCCUAUGGGAAAGCAUUGUGAUUGGUUCAGAUCAACACUCCUGAUGAUGUCAGCCAAGCAGUCAGAUCAGAUGCUGAGGCAGCAGCUGCAGAUUAUAUUACAAGUAAGAUUUUACUAUAUUUAGGGGACAAGGGGAGGCCAGGGGGGAUAAAUGCUGGUUUUAACACAAUAUACAUGUUUGUGUUCUUGACUCUAUAGUGUUCCUUUAAGUUCUUUUUCUGAGAUAAGCCCAGUGGUGCAAAGCUUAUUAAUUGGCUGAGAGUGAUCAGCUUUGGACAGUGGCUAUCAGCUCUCACUUCUGCCAGCAGGGAAGUGGGGAGCUUUGCCAGGCAAGUUGCAGGUAAGAAGUCAAACUGUUCUAUAACUUGGGGGCUGAAGGGGUUAAAACUCCUUCAGCCACUUACCUCUGACCACGCUCCUCCCCCACCCACGUCAGCUGGCGGGGGAGACCUAAUGCGCAUGCGUGGCAGUAGACCAGCAAACACAGACUCAAAAGAAUCCAUGUUUAAAAUGGAAUGAGGCAAAAAAGUGAUUCCUUGUUAAACUAAUUUGCAAAUGCCCACCCAGAAUCCUUUGCGAUAGUAACAUCACUGCAGAUUUGUGAUUUCUGUGGGAAAAGAAAGUCUUAGAGCUUGACUGGUGUGCAGAUUUUUGUUUAACAUGUUUAUAUAUAAACAUACAAUUGCUAGAAGAUAGUAUGAUUUUGUAUUUGUAACUAUGCUCACAAUUAAUGCACAGGUUACCAUCAAAGGCAAGCUGUAUCCUAACACUGGGAUGGGCAAAUCUGUGUUUUUGAUGGAGGACAUCACUGGGGAUCUUGGGGAAGAGAAUAGUGUUUCGACUGUGAUGUGUUCAGUGGAGGAAUUGGCUCUGGCCCAUUACAGAGAUCAGGGCUUUGAUCAAGGUACCUUUGUGUUUCUAUUUCUUUGUGCACUUAUAAACGAAAGAGAGUAUGACUCCCUGUUUCAAUACAUGCUUUGAUCUCUCUCUGUUUCAUACUUCCCAUAUUUUUGACCCUAUCUUCAAUAAUCUGUUUUUGUUCCUUCCAUCAUAGGAAAUCUGUUAUGUUCCCAGUGUUCUCUAUCCAAUCUUUGCGAUUUAUAUUAUUCUGGGAGCUAUAGCUUUAUAGAGAGCAACUAACACAUGUUGAAUUGAACUGUCAAUGUUUAAUAUAGUCUACCUAAUAAAUGUUGGCAAAAAUCUAUCCUUUUGUCACAAUAAUAUAUUGGUAUGAGGGGAACAGUGUGCACAUUUUGCCAUGUUCUGCUGUGUCCUGGCUGUUCACAGUUGCUUUCUUUGUAAUUUACUUUGGUGUUGACCUUCGAAAUAUUGUCACAUUCUAAAUACUAUAUCAAGCACUGCAGAAUUUGUUACUGUUCUAUAAAUAAAUGGGCAUACUAAUCACUUUCAAUGUCUGCAAGGUUUUCACCGAGGUUUUUGCUUGACUGGAUAUUUGGCUUGCAAUGAUCUCAUAAUGCUUAAAUCACUCCUGAGAGAGCUGACCUUAUGUUUUAACAUGCUCUCUGUUUGCUUGGAACGUUGCCCAGAUUUAUUUUACUGGAUCAUAGUUCCAGAUGUUAUGUACAUAUAUGCAUAUAAAUAAAUAUGUGCAUGUUGGUUCUAUGUUCCGUACGUUUGUACAAAAGCAGGUGCAUGUUUGUUUCCACCUACGUAUGUAUGUAUUUUCUGUGUGUACAUGUGGAAUCGGUUCCUCACAACGGUGUGCAUGUUUAAUACAAUCUAGCAAUGCACCUGUUUAUCUAGACAUCCUUAUACUCCAAGCUGUAUACUUCCAUAGAUUAAAGUUUAGGCAACGUGGAGAGUGUUCAGAAUAUCCUCGUUCUCGGGACAGCCUUCUACAAUUGUAAAGGAAAACUGUGGGGUAAAAUUGGCUCUGUGGUUUUUUGUUGUUUAAUAAAUAAAAUAUGGAUUAUACAGAGUUUGCAGUGAAUGGUGACUACUCUGCAUCACAGUCAUUCUCUCUCCAGUAUCAUUUUAUAGCUUCUUUUUUCUGUUGAUCUCUCCUAGAUCAUUUAUUGUGACCCGACCCUUCUUAAUAAGGUUUAAAGUUUUUGCAUACAAAGUAUUUGCUAUGUUAAUUUCUACAGCCCACUGUCCUCUUUUUAUGCUUUCUAUAGAUAAUAUUUAAAACAUAUAAAACCAAUACAUUUAAAAUAUCCUUUUGCUGUUUAGUGGAUAUGCCUCGAGCUACAACAAGGAAAGACCUUCAAUGAAGACAUUGUAGUCUUUGAAGUCUAUUCUUAUCCUAUAAAUCACUGUCUGCAGAGAUUUAUGGAAUGAGCAGUUUAUCCCACAGGGGCAUUUCCACUCCACGCAUUGCGGUAUGCACUUAUUGUGCAAGUUGGACAAUCAGUUAUUAUAUCAGGCAGCCAGAAAUGAGAGCUUUCGCUCCCGGAACUGACCGCUCCAAGUGCCUGGGUUUGAGAUGACUGGGUUCAGAUUGGUGAUGGUUCUUAGAAUGACCCUUUAUGUGUUCGAAUGAAUGUUGAAAAAUGAACAAAACAAAUCCUGAACUCAAUCUAUCUACCAUCUUCCUCCAGGAAUCCACGGAGAAGGAUCCACAUUCAGCACAUUAUAUGGUUUACUUAUGUGGGACAUUAUAUUUAUGGAGGGUAUUCCAGAUGUCUUUAGAAAUUCAUACCAGGUAAUUCAAAUAUAAUCAAACUAUAAAUUCAAUGUGCAAUCACUACUUUUUUUUAUACUUAUUAAACUAAAGAUACAGCAUGCAUCCAUUUUUUUAAUUUUUUUAAAGUAAGUCUAAUCAACCUAAACAUUGCUAUCUACCAGUUGUUUGUUACCUUAUGUGAUACCAAAACAGACGAAGAUUAUUGCUUAUGACGUGGGACAUAAAUCCAAUUUAAAAUAGUUUUGGAUGAAUGAGACCGACUUUCUUAGCUUAUAACUGCACGUGGAAAAAAUGGUACCAGAAAUAAAGUACUCGUGUUUGUUUUUAAAUGUCUAGCCUUGAAGAGCCCGAUGGUGUGGCGAAACGUAUGUCGGCACUUCAGACAUUGUGUAUAACGGUCUAAGAUACAGGGUAGACAUUUGAAUGGAGACACCUCCCAUAGAUUAUUGUCCUUGCAAGAUAUUUAACUGUUCUCCACAGUGUUUGUUUUUAACUGCUUAUUUUUCUUUUCUUUUUUUAAAUUUAAGUUUAUUAUCACGGACUAUUAUUGUCGUAGCCUUAGGAAACUGGCAGUCUAGGGGAAUGUGAGAUUAGGUGCCCUCGAAGGCACAGGUUAGGUGGAAGUAAGAGGAAAGGGCCCUUUCUCCCUCCCCUGUUUUUCACUACUUUUUACCUUUUGUCUCCCUUACAUUCCUGAUACUACUAUUUGACAGCCCGUACCUGGCCAGGACCUAUUGUGUAUCUACCUAUGAAGUUAAAUGCUGUUAUUUUUGGCUACCAAUUAGUGUGGUUAGCCGAAAAUUGUGGGAAGUUUUUUUUUUUUUUUUACUUAUGUCAAUAUUUUAGCCGUUGGUUUAGGGAUGGUACACUAAACUGUUUACUAAUUAGUGCGCUCUUUGUGUUAUUUUUUUUCUCCAAAGGCUUUUUACAUCAUGCAUAUUAUAUUUAAUGGAUAUUGUUACUUUAAAAUUGUUUAUUGUAGACUAUUAAAAGUUACAAUUUAAUAUUAUACCUUUUUGGGCUGGAUGUUACAAAGUUCUUGGUAUUGUUAUAUCCUAAUCUGGGUUCAUGUCCUUCUUAUCUGGCCCUUUAGAUACUAUUGUCCUCUAAAUCACUAUCUUAAUUCAAUCUGCUAAAUUAUUUAAUUUCAGGAAUCACACAUUUAUGAGCCAGUAGAACUUACUUGAAACUCAAGUUAUAGACUUAAGUCUCAAACCUUAUACAAAUGUGUUUUGAAGGCAGACAUAUUAUGUAUUUAUUUACUUACCAUAGCUACUUGUAUCCCUCGUGGAGUAUGUAAUGAACCUUUCAGUUUUAUUAAAGCCUCCUUGUAGGAAGUGAAUAAUUGGCUCCAAAACCGGCUUCUGAUUAAUGAUGGUUUUUAGAAGUUCAUACAUCAAUGUUGCUCCCAUGAUGUUUUAUAGAAUGUGUUAGUACUGUCUAAAACAAGCCUCUCCAUACUAACUUUUAGUGCAGAUAAUGGUGAUGAAUUUAAACUAUCCUUUCCACACAGUGGUAGCAAUAUUUUUACCUGUCGGUAUGACGUUAGACAUUAAUCUGUAAGUGAUAUUUCAGAAAGUGGUUUAAUAAAAUUGUUUGUUUGGUUGCAGUCCUUCCCUCUAGAUUUAUAUACAGACUGUUUCUUUGAGAAUAGAAAGGAAGCUGUAGAGACGCGGCUACGGCUCUUAGAGGAAUCCUGCCCAGAAACCCUGGUCCAGCUGAUUGCUGAUGUGUGGAGUGCUCAUGAGGGUGAAGCAGGAGCACUGGUCAGCUGGGAGCGGUUCACCUCUCUACAACAAGCCCAGGUGAGCGACCUGUAUUUUAAGAACAGCCAUGGAUUAUUGCAAUUCUGCAAUUAGUUGAUCUAGUUGCUCAAAUAGCUAUGCCUCUUUUGCCACUGUAGAGGAUUUUCAUAUUAAAGGAACACAUAUCUGUAUUCCUAACAUUACAGCCUGGAUGCCCCUUACCAAUUAGGCCCCCUUUGUGUAAAUUUUUUUAUUUUAUUUUUUAAUUGAACAAAUUACCUAUUCAUGGUAGCCAAGUCUCCCUCGGCACUCACUCACAGAGGAGCAUUGCGCAACGUAGGCGAAUGGCAAUAAAAAAGCCACACUUCCAAGCCUUAAUAUUGGAUUUUGAGGGGUAGGACGGGGGGGGGACGACGACGACGAUAUAGCAACUUCAAUAAGAUGAAGUUGGUAAAAUGCCUACAGUGUCUUUUUAGGUGCAUUCGGGUCUGUUUUUCCAGAGCAUUUUACAUUAAUAAAUAAAUGCCUAUAUAUAAUAACUAUAAACAUACACAACAUAGCAACAAGCAACAUAGAAGUUGUAGAUCACUGUAGUGAAAAUAAACACAUAACCUUAAACUGAGCAAAGUGGAUGUGCUACAUUAAACAUAGUCCACUCAUUUUAAGUUUUCUUUUUCUAUUGUGGGUUUAUUGGGAAGCUAAAAGAGAACACAUUGAGCAUUUGUGAGACGCUAAAAGUCAUGAGUAUAAGGAUUAUAUUGAAAAGCUUUCCAAACCCUAUUCAGAAACUUUUAGAGUGAGAACCAUUAUUGUGAGUUGGAGGGAAGUAGAUUCUUACCUACCUCCACUUCAAAGCAUGUGUUGCAGUGAUCUUCACUGGGGUAAAGGGGAAAGCAACGUACAGCCAUACAUGUGAAAGUAACUUUAUAAAUAUGACUAAAUACACUGUUUUUACAUUUUAUUGGAUAAAGCUAGGCUUUUUAAUUUUAUAGACGCAUUGUUUAAAAGAUACAUAAGUUCCUAAAGGGAUUUAAGCAACAUUCCAUGCACCAUAUCCACUAUAGCAUGUUGUAGUAGUUAUGGUUUCAGAAGUGCCCUGGCACCCCCACCUCCCCCCCCCCCCUGGGGUCCACCAUACCUUCUCUACAGCUCUGUGAAAGCUCAGGAGCUAAGCUUAGCUUUGGUUGAGAACUUCAGGUGAUCACUCUUAUGCAAUGAGCUGUUUGAAAAUACUGGCAUGCACCUACUGGAUAAGUAAUAGUGUAUGAGCACUUUUUGUUAUGUGUGAUUGUGACUUUAAACAAAUUCCAAAGUGUAAUAAGCAAAAUGUGAACUUUGUUUACAGUAAAAAUGGUCUUUCUGCACAUUCGAGAGAAAUGGGCUUCCUAACAUGUACAUUAAAUCAGUUGCUAACUGUGCAAAAUGUAGUACCUGAACAAACCACAAGAGUGCAGCUUUUCUGAUUUAUAAGGUAAAUAAAAAUGAUUUUAAACACUGAUUGUUAAUAUUAUUCACAGAGCCUGGUGUCCUGCUUUGGAGGUCCUUUUUUAAGUGGCGUGUGCAAGAUCAUGUCAAAAGACAUAAGACAUUGCAGAGGAGGACUCCCUGACUUAGUUGUAUGGAACAUGCAGACAAAACAAUACAAGGUAAGAAUAAUAUUGCGUACAGUCAGAUGGAUGUAACUGGGAUAACUGCCCUAGCCUUGGUUAAGAAAGAACUGUGAUCAACACAGAUUCAUUUUUCAACCAAAUCCAGAUUGAGAAUUACAGGUUUUUAAGGUUCACUAGUUACUUAUCUUCCUAUUGGCCACCUCAGUUCAAAAUAAAUAUUGUUCAGCUCGGGAUGCUAAAAUCAUUGAUCCGCAAACAAAAUUGUUUUGUUGCUUUUACAAAUAUUUUGUUAGAAUUUGAUCACUCUAAUUCAUUGCAAAAAGGUAAUGUUUCCAUACGUUUAUGCAAAAUUCCAAGUUAGAAAGUACAGCUCUAACAAAGAAUUCUUUAAAAAUGUGCACAGUGUGUGUAAUUAGACACUGUGAACUGAAAGCCUGCAAAUGAGAUAAGAAAAUAAAAGGUUGUAACAGCUUUCAGCUAGGUAAUCAUUCAGUCAAAAUAACCAACACCCUGAUAGCUAUUUCUUAUAGAAGAUGUGCAGAAAUAACCCAGAGGCUAGGUGCCAAAUUCCAGAUUUCAGUGGCAGGCCAUGUAAAGGCAAUCAGAAAUGCAAUUCUUAUUAUUAAACUUGAUAAAGUGCCACCACAUUUAGCAGCACCGUUCAUGGGUACAGCUGGUACAAGUAAAAAGACAUAGGUACAAUAAAUCUAAGAGACAAUGCAAAAUUUUAUAACAAAUACAGGAUGAGUUGAAGGCCCUAUUCCAGUGGAACUUUAGCUAGAAAUCUAGGUGGACAGUAGAAGCUGGACAAGGGAGGUUAGGGACUGCAAAGGUGUGAAUAAUGUGAAUACAGAGUGAGUUUAGAAUAUUUUUUGGGUAAGUGGAAGGCUUAGCUGAUCAAAAAGGUCUUUAGGAAGUGUGUUCCAGAGGAUUGGUGCUGCACAAGAGACACCCUGCAGUCUACCAUGGGUAGAGGGUGAUAAUGGAAGAUGCAGCUCCUUGUUGGAUCUUAGGUGACAAGCUGGAGUAUAUUUGUUGAUGAUUGAGGACAAGUAGUCGGGAGCAGCAUUAGUAAGGGCUUUGUAGGUCAGGGUGAGAAUUUUUAAUGUUAUUCUGCUUUCAAUGGGGAGCCAUUGAAGGAACUCGUAGAGAGGUGAAGCAGAUACAGUUCUACAGGUGGAUUAGCCAGUUCAGUUAGGAUGGACUGAAGGGAGAGGGGAAGAUCAAUUUGUAGAUUAUAACAGUAGUCACAACAAGGAAGUGGGUGAGUUGCUUAAUGGUAUCAGCAGUCCGAAACAGAUUUUGGAAAUAUUGUGUAGGUGUUGGCGUCAGGAUGAAGAAUCAGAUUGGAUGUGGGGGGUGAAGGACACUUAGGAGUCAAGUGUUAUUCAGAGGUAAUAGAUCUGGGAUGAGGGGUAGAUACAGAUUCCAUCAACAGUGAUAGAAUAGUCAUAAAUUGGAGUAGAGCUAGGAAAGGAGAAUGAAAAGCUCAGUUUUGGACAUAUUGAUCUUUAGGUAGUGAAAGGUUAUGCAGGAAGUAUUGUAAGAUAAGUAGUCACUGAUCCAAAAAAAAGGACAGAGGGAGAGAGAUUGGGGUGGAGAGUUAUAUCAGAGUGUUAUCUGCCAAACGGUGAUUAAUAUGUUGAUGAUUUACAAUACUUUAAAGGGGGAAAAAAUAGCUUUUGAAAGUGUAUUGUGAGUUUGACAAAAAUGUGUAUGGAGUAUAUAUUAUAAUCUUUAAUGCGUGCCUGCUUCCUUCUGUGUUCUAAUCAUUUUCAAGCUGCACAUUUUCAGGGUUUUGUUCUGUGACCGCUUCUAUUUAACAUACUUAUUAAAAACCUUGAAAUAGGCAUUGGGGAUCAUGUUUGCAGAUGACACAGUACUUAGUAUGAUACAAUAUGAGCAGGCUCUUACUUCCCUGCAGAUGGAUCUAGAUAGAUGAGGGAACUGUGCACUCAAAUGGCAGAUGAAAUUUAACGUAGAUAAAGGUAAAGUUAUUCACUUCUGGGUGAAGAAUGCAAGAAACUUAAACCCUAAGGGGUAGUGAAUUACAGAUAACACAUGCAAAGGAUUUGGGAAUUGUUCUAGCCAGCGUUGCUAAGGCUACCAUAGUAUUGUCAUGCUUAAAAAGGGGCAUUAUUUCUUGGGAUGAAAAUAUAAUGGUUUUACAAAGAGGCUACUUUAUAAGUCAAUAAUGUUCCUGUUAUUACUUUUUCUAGUACCCUCAUUCUUUCAUCUGAUGUUAUUUAUUCCUUCACAUUUGCGCAGCAAUGUAAUAACCGUACCUUUGAUUACGAACUUAAUAGCAGUUAUAUGAAAAGGAUGACAAUCAUGGCACUAAAUCAGUUACAAUGAAAUGUUUAUACCGUUUGUUAGUUUUAGAACAUUGCUCCUGAAUUCAUUUUUCUAUUUAAAACUGUAAGAAAGGAGAGUCACUAUGCUCACAUGCUAAAACCAGUCUAUGUUAAUACUCACAAUAUGUGUGUAUUAUAUGUAUGUCAAUCCAGUGAAUGCUGAAGCCAUGUGGUCCUAGAGAAGCAGGUCAGAGCAAAAAACAAAACAAAAAAAAAAUCAUGUUGCCGUAUUUAGGGUUGAGCCUACAUCUAGACCUUCAGGUAGUAAUGUGCAGGGACAUAGGGAAUUUACUAAAUUUCCAAAAGCUUCCUACUCCACCCAUGCCCACCCCUGCAAGAGUUUUCCCUAAUCUGGGAAUUGGCCAGGGAAUUACAACUUUCAAGUCAAAACCACUGAACUAGAACCAUUUUUAACAUUGGAUAAUUUGCCGUACAUUAGUCAAUUCUUUGGUAAAUGACUGGACAUGUUUCCAUAGCUUUGAGCAAUCGCUGUAUAUCGUGAGUAUUAAUGGUAUAUUCUGUUUCUUUAGGUUUCAAUAAAUCCCUCCUUUGUAUUAUGUCAGGUUUGGGGAUGUUAAACCCGUUUCCUCCCUCCAAUUCAAUCUGCUAGGGAAUCACAACAGUGCGUCCAAAAUCCAAAUGCACUGCCUUUUGAGACCAUCACACUGGUUUUAGCAUGUGAGCAUAGGGACUCUCCUUUCUUACAGUUUUCUAGGAAUGCACAGGCUUCUGGUAAUCUCACAUGCCAAAUAUUAUUGCAUUCAGGGCAGCAUUGUUAUUGCUAGGAAGGUGAAAACAUCUGGAAUAGUAUUUGGUCAAUUCUCCGUAUGCAUUGGGUUGGAGGCAGAUAAGUGCUGUAAUACAUCCUGUACCCAGUUGAUGGCAGCACUGGGUAAUAUUUUUACAUGAUGAAAGGGACACUCCAAACAGCUCACUCAAUAACUUUGGAUUGUUGCAUACGGGAUGGUGCAAAGAGGUUACCUGUUCCCAUCUUCCAGCUCACAGUUGCUUAUAAUGAACUGUGAUAUGCAAAUAUUUUAGCUGCAGUAAGCCUGGUCCCUGGCUUCAGAAUAUGAAAAUACACACAUUAUAUAUAUAUAUAUAUAUAUUACAUACAUACAUACACAUACACACACACACACACGCGUUCCCUAGGACUGUUUAGAUAACGUUUUAUAACCUUUAGUAUGUGCAACAACAUGAUGUCUCCUGAUAUAAUAGCAGAUAAAGAUUUUACCUGUCUAAUUAGCAUUGGGCACUGUCCUCUUCAAAGAUCUAAAAGUGAUAAACAGGGGUAUAGAAAAGGUAGCCUUACUGCCGGCACAGCAUCUUGAAAGUUGUAAUUGGAAAUAUACCACACAGGGAUAUGAACUAAACUCUUAAUUGUAGUACCUAAAAAUCCAAAUGGUAAAAUGUAGGUGUAAAUUUUGACCACCCUCGAUAGGAUGUAUGUGUUAUACUAUAACAUUGUUUAUUUGCUAAACACAAACAAUCCUACAACCAAAUUCUUCCCUUUAUUACAUUAUCAAUUAAUCCAACUCAAUUUCUUCCUCAACGUGAGUUUCUUAUAUUAAGGCAGGCUGUUUUUUCUUUAACUAUAAAGUAUGCUAAAAUAGUUUUUUCUUCCCCCUACAAAAGAGUGAAUUGGAGACAGAAUUACAAAUUUAAGAUCAAACGGCAGAUUCAGAAUAAAAUCUCCAGCUAUUCUAUUUUAGCCUGAAUUUUGCAAUUUAUUUUUCAUUCCACGGUGUUGGGAAUAGACCGCUGAAGCAAAAAUAGCAUCAGAUCAGCUUUAUCUCGGCUUCAUUUUCACGUGUAAAUGUGCUUAGGUAAGACACCUAACAAUAAAUAGGAGUCUACCUCAAAUCCGUUUCAGGAGGCUCUUCACCUGUAAACGUCCCCUUUCUAUAAUUGCAAGGUUCUGUGAAAUAUGCAGGUGCUAUUUAAAUGCUGAUAAUAAUGCAGGGUUUUACUCAACACUGUUUGCUUAAUGAAACAGUAUCAUUGUAUUUAUUGCUUAAGUCUUCAUAGAAAUUCACACUAUAUUAUUGGGUAAUCAAUACAAUUAUCCUUGCAUGUAAAUCUAUGCCCACUGACAAUUUGUAUUUUCUCGUCCCUGUCUUUCAGCUGGUGGAGGUGAAAGGUCCCAAUGAUCGCCUGUCGCACAAACAGAUGGUGUGGUUACAUGAGCUAAACAAGUUGGGUGCUACAGUCGAAGUGUGUCACGUGGUUGCUAUUGGGGCCAAAAGUAAUAGACUUAACUAAUUGAAUCAAAUAAAAUGAAUGCACUUUUGUAUAUAAAAUAAUAUUAAUCAUCAGACCUGAUUUUGAUUUCAAUUUAUUUACAACAUGGCAGUUUGUUAAACCAACCUUAGAAAGAAAGGGGAAACAGGUUUUACAUUUUAUUUAAAGUUCAUAUAUCCACACAAAAAAAAAUCUAAGUUAUAAAACCUUGCUAGUAAACCUAGAGUAACAGUCCAUUGAGGCACAAUAGUUAAUGUUUCAACACAUCCUAGCCAAAUGCACCAUCAAAUCUGUAUCAAUCAGAACACUUGGGUAGCAGCAAUGCUUGCAUUAAUGUGAGAUGCUUAGGUCAUAUUAAGUUGUAGCAUAAUCAUCACUGUCACUAGAAGAAUUUAAAACCAUUAACAGGCCUAUGUGUCUGACCACUAUAGCACUUCUUAUUAUGGACACUUAUUUAUAUAGAAAAAAAAACCUCCUUUGUGAUGAAAUGUGAAUUGUUGAGAAGGAAAUUUGAAAGUUUAGGUCACAGUAGUAAAAUUAGAAGAAUACUACAACUCUUUUUAAUCUAACAUUUUCGAUUUCCAUCAACAUUCCACCAUUCCUGGUUAAUACCUCCUAUACAUGUACAUGGUUUAGGGAACGUUCUGUAUUCGCAACGUACAUCUUUGUUCAGAAAAUUCAAAGCUAGGCAGGGAGGUGGACUAUAAUGAAUACAAGCUUUAUAUGACACUAUUCUGUAACAAACUGUGCCAAGAGUCUAUAUUCUAUGGUUAGGGCAGCUAUCUGUUAGACAGUUGUAACAGAUAUCCAGCCUAGGCGGCUUCAUUUAACAGUGUUGCAAUGUAACCACGUCCUCUAAGGAAAACACUCGAUUAUUUUUAUUGCAUUUUAUAAAAAUUAUUUUAGUCUUUCUGGUACCACUAAACAUUGCAAGAUUAAACUUUACUAGUUAAUCAAAUUGUGUGUAACAAAAUUAAUUUAUAAACGAAGCUUACAUGUCUUAAUUAGCUGCAAGUGUAAAAGUGGAUUUCAUAGACACCCAUGUAAAAAUGGCAGGAAUACAGGGGUUCCAUCUUUGUAGCUUGCAGCAGAAAUGGAAACCUCCAGUUUGUAUUUGCAUUAUGCACACACUGCCGUUUAUUCCUCCAUUUCCAGGAAGGGUGAGAAUGCAAUCUAUAGAUUUACCCACAGCCUAUUUUAAAAUGAUUUCUGCAGAGCUUUACAAUGUUGAGAAUUACAUCACAACUGCUACCCUGUCAUGUACAUUUUAUACACUGCAGGGCAGAAAUUAGUUAAAGCCUGAAUUAUAUGAUUUUCUUCCUAGCAUAUGAUGGGUACAUUUCACACGGCAGUAUUCUUCACAUCUAUCUUUAAACAGCAAGAAGAAAGAAUGUUUAAGGAGAGCAUAGAAUCCAUUAACCCUGGCCCUCUGUAUAAAACAUCAAUUGCUCUGCUGAAAGUUAGGACCAAUGACUAAAUCCAGGAUAUGACACUAUUGGUAGCUGUAGGGCAGCAGUUGUAUGACCAUGACAUCCUAGAAAUCUAGCUCAUGCGGAAUAUGUUCUAAAAGGUUGUUGUUCUCCCUGUGCGUCACCAGUGCUCUAUAGAGCUGCUUUAGAAUGCAGUAAAGUAAAAAUAAACGUGAACAGUGCUUGGUUAGAUUGUCAUAAUUUUACAUAGAUUAUAUUACCAGAAGCAGGAAGACAUAAAAAAAGACUGCCUAGGCAUCCACAACGUAAAGGUUGCCGUGCAUUUUUAGUUUCUUUUAAAGAUCACUGUAGACCAGUGUUUUUGUUCUCUGUGCAUCUUGAAAGAGGCACUAUUAACCCUACAUAAGUACAGUUACCACAAUCAUUAUUUUGCUUUGAGAUAAUAUCAACAUAGCUAAAUGUACCAUAAUUCAAUCUAAUUUUGCAUCUUGAUUUUAUCGAACCUAACUUUUAAGACCUUUCUGACACUUACAAUUUACUACAAAACUAAAAUAAAUUGGCCCAAAUUUGACAGCACAAGUCUUUGGUUAUUAAAUAAACCCCACAGUCUACACAUGGCCUUCUUCUGUUGAUAAAUGUUUUGGUGGAAUGGAAAUACCUGGAGCGUAGCUUUACUAAUAAUAGAAUUAUGCUGGAUGUUUCCAAUUCUUGUCCGUACAGUGUUAGACUAAUGAAACAUUAUUACAGCAAUUUGAAACAUAGCCCAUAUUUGGCCUUGGGGGACCUAGCAUGUCGGAGUAGGAUACUGUGGUAGAAAAAGAUCUUGCAAAAAAUUACAAUGGAAUUAUGGAAAUUGAACUUUACAUUUGUAGUUUGUCUAGUUUCACAUACAAUCUUCAGAUCUUAGAUUUGUUAAAGGGGCUCUCCAGUGCCAGAAAAACAAAUCUGUUUACCUGGCACUGCAGGACCCUGCGGUGCCCCCCAUCCCAUGUUGCUGAAGGGGUUAAAACCCCUUCAGUGACUUACCUGAAUCCAGCACAUAUGUCCCUCAGCACUGGAUCAGGCUCUGCCCAUGCUCCUCCCCCGCCAUCUGCCCGCGCAUUAGACCUCCCCCUAGAAAAGCAUUAUUCAAUGCUUUCCUAUGGGGAUUUCGGCGACGCUGGAGGUCCUCAUGUUUUAAGAACACGGAAGUCCCUCUAGUGCCCGUCUUUUAGACAGCCACUAGAGGAGGACUUAACGCUGCAAGGUAAUUAUUGCGGUUUAUAAAAAAAAAAAAAAAAACUACAAUAAUUACACUUGCAGGAUUAAGGGUGAUUGGAGAGGUCUGGGUGCCAACCCCUAUGGGCAGAAGUGGUCUGGGUGUCCAUUUAAGUUAAUAUGCAUUUAUAUGACAGAUGUUUUUAAACAGAAUGAGCAGUAACUUCGAAGUAGCUGAGGCAGGUAAGAGUACCAAAAUUAUAGCUUACAUAUACCAACUAACUCUGCACUAUUUACAUACUUUAAUUUAAAAUGUGUUUUUAAAGGCACUUCUACAUCUAUAUUUCUCUAUAAUUUAUUAUAUCUACAGCAGGGGUUAACAGUGCACAUCAUGUUUAAAUUGUGUGGAUUGAAGGCAGUACCAAAUUUGCGAAGUCUUAUUCCAUAAAAGGAACUUGCCUGUUGGCUGAACUGGGAAAUAGAACUUUCGCCCUUGUAUAAAAUAAAACUGGUUAAUAAACUAAACACUAAAAUGAUGGAGAUAAAUGAAGCUUCAUAUAAAUUAGGCAAAAAUGGGAAAAAUAGUCAACUAUUCUGGCCUCAAAUGUGCAAUUGUCCAGUUCCACAAAUAACUCUGGCAAGAAUACUCAUUAAAGUGUUAAUUGUCAGGCAUUCAAAGUGACUUUCAAAUUUUAGGCUUUAAAAAAAAAAAAAAAAAAAAGCCAGUUUGAAAACAUGGAUUUAGACAAAUUUAGCCGUUUGGAAAAAAUGAAAUUCACUUUGAACUUUAGUGAAUAACCUUGCAUGUUUUUACUGUACAUCAUUCACUUCUAACAUCUCAAAAACUAAUAACUUAAUUAGUAACUUAUUGGAUUGGAUAAUUGACUCCUACUCAUUAGUAAAAAAAAAAAAAAAAAAAAGUAAUACAUCCAUACAUUUAACAGUAAGAACUCUAGAAAACAAACAAACAAAAUUCUACAAACACUUGCUUGGACCUACAAACAAACUAUUGUACAUCCCAGUUAGUGGUGGAACGUAUUGCUUGACCCAGGGAAUGCAAAUGUAACUUUGUUUAUCAAAGUAUUUAGGGAGUGAAGGAGCACCUCCACGUAGACUAACAAAACUAUAUUAUCUCUCAUAUCUGUUAAUUCAAAAGGUGAUAUCAAUUCACACAUUUUACACUAGACUACUUUGGAGUACGGCUUGUUCCUUUCCUAUAGCAGGAAGAGGUCUCUCCUCCACAAAAAAAUAAAAAGAAGGGGGUUUACCCGAUUAUAAGUAGCCAGAUUAAAGUACCAUUUUCUGUAUUGACCCUACAUCCCAGGAAUAAACUACAACUUUCCAGGGAGUUCUAUUGUUUUUGUACCAAAAAUAUCUGUUGAUACUUUAUAGGAGGAAAGCCCAGCAGCUUUUUCUAGGACAGGAAAACUUGGGCUUGCCAAGCUCCAGGCAGCACACCCCAUUUGUACUUUAAGAAAUAAAGAGUGGCUUCAUAGUACAAAAAAGAAAAAGAUGCUACGUGGAACUGCACUGGUAACACACCCACAUACCAAAAAAAUGUUAAUUUUUCCAACACAACAUAACAUGAUAUGUUGUGUAUGCAGCAGAAUCAAUUACAUUUUAGUUUGUGUGCAAAAAGAGGUGGGGACAUCAGUGUAUGGCUAGGAGAAAACAAAAAAAAAAAUAUUUGCAGCACUUGGCAUUACUAUUUAAAAUUACACUCGUGGAUAAGGCAAGAAUACCCAUGUCCACAUUUCAGUCCUCCGUUGCAAGCGUUUCAGUGGACAGCCAUAUUUUGGCUCCAUUUAAAAACUUGCUUAAGGGUGUUCCCAUUAUACUUCUGCGGCAUAAAUUCCCAACAGGAGUAAAAGGGAAUGAUGAGGAGAGAAAGUCCAUGCUUCCAAAACUACUUUGUAACCCGUCGGCUUUGAAAAACAUUCGGCUUUGUUCUUGCUCAGGGGAAGUGGCCUUGGAAAGAGGGUAACUUCUAUACUGGCGCAGUCUAGUUUGCAGUGUUUCAAUCUCAUCUGCAAGCAUGGAUAUUUUUUGAAAAGCCGUAAUAAAUCCUCCAUGGUUAAUUUGCGCUUCUGGAAUCCAACGCAAGUAACAGAGUUUCCAUAGCUUUAUGGUUGGUCCAAGCAGGUGGGGAAGAAUCACCCCAUGCAGGUCUGUUGGCUUAGAAAACCAAUCUUUAAAAUACUGUUCUAAUCCACUGAUCUGGCUCCCUGACAUCUGCUGCACAGAUUCAGGCCUCAGCUUGAGUAUUAGGGAAUUCCUGCGUGGAAUCAGCUCUUGUUGUAGAACAAUCCCAUUUUUCAAAGGCUGUGGCAUGCCACGUAACGUAGAACUGUAGUUUUUCU